AUGGCGCUUGGAAAUGUAAUCUCACAGACACUCAUCGAAAAACGAGAAUUAAAAGAUUUCGAUUGGGCUCGACUUGGUAGAUUUGCGUCGGCUGGUCUUUUCUUUGUGGGUCCAUUUUUUCGAUAUUGGUUUUAUGGGUUAGAACGUUAUUUUGCCGGUGCCACAUUACAACCUUUGAAAAUGAUGGUCGUAGAUCAGCUUUUCUCUGCACCGUUAAUCAAUGCUACUCUUAUAAGUUAUCUCUCGUUGACUGGCGGAGCAUCCAUUAAGCAAACAAAAGAACGUCUUUGUCGUGACUUUCCUGGUAUAAUGAAAGCUAACUAUACAGUGUGGCCAGCAAUUCAAUUGACCAAUUUCUAUUUUGUUCCUUUACAACAUCGUACACUUUUUGUCAAUAUUUGUAUGGUCCUCUGGUCGUCUUUUCUGGCUUAUAAAACAAAAUGA
Molecule: messenger RNA, 444 nt
Organism: Rotaria sp. Silwood1
Lineage: Eukaryota; Metazoa; Rotifera; Eurotatoria; Philodinida; Philodinidae
Source: the annotation of a GenBank genome assembly